AUGGCAGAUGCUUUCUUUACCUGUCGAAAGAAUGUGCUUCUGGCGAAGAGCACGUCCACCCAGAUAGAAGGUGUCUUUGCUGCGGCCAGAGGAAGGUCGGUUCCAGAAGAGCAAGAAGCCCUUCUUCAGCAGUGGCUGGAGGAAGGAGCAGGGAAUUUGCCAGCCAGCGAGAGUGCUCCAGCAGUGGGGAAAGUAUCAGUUACCCUCACUAGUGACUGGUUAGAAGGUUCAGAUCUAUUGAUGACUAGCCUCAGUGACCUGAAUUCAGCUCCAGAAGUCACCCAGUGUGCUGGUCAGCAGCUCACAGAGCUACAUGCCUUGGCUUCUGCAGAACCGCAAGAUCAUGCAGUGACCGAACUGGCAAAAUUAGCAGCAGAGGAAACGGUGGCUGUAGCAGGCAGUGCCCCUUGGGCAGCUGUGGUGCCACGGGCAGAUCACCAGAUAGCUGGCUGUGCUGCUAUUGGUGUAGAAGUGCAGAAUGAAGACCCAGCUGUGCUGGCCUGGAGUUUAGCGCGUGAUGCAGAGACAGUGCCAACGGAACCCCCAGCCUGGCCCAUUCAGGAUACGAUACAAUUUAGUCCUCUUCCGACAGGGGUACCCUACCAUGAGAUUUUAUGGAGAGACUGGGAAGAUCUUUCUGUCCAGCCCUAUGUGCUGGAGCAGGUCUCAAAAAAGACUCCUCUUUUUGAAUUUCGAGUCAUGUCUUACAACAUCCUUGCCCAGGACCUGGUGGAGCAAGGCUUUAAUCUCUACCUACACUGUCACCCAGACAUCCUGAACUGGAACUACCGCCUUCCAAACCUUUUGCAGGAGAUCCAGCACUGGGAUCCUGAUGUUCUGUGUCUCCAGGAGGUGCAAGAGAACCAUUACUGGGAGCAGCUGGAGCCGACGUUCAAGGAGAUGGGCUUUGCAUGCUUCUAUAAACGGAGAACUGGGACGAAGACAGAUGGCUGUGCAGUAUGCUAUAAACACAGCAGGUUCCAGCUGAUCAGCCUCAGUCCCAUAGAAUAUUUCCGGCCUGGCUUGGAUGUCCUCAAUCGGGAUAAUGUGGGCUUGGUGCUGCUGCUGCAGCCUCUGCUCCCGGAGGGCCUAGAUCGGAAGGCAGUCAGUCCUUUGUGUGUGGCCAACACUCAUGUGUUGUUCAAUCCCCGGCGGGGAGAUAUCAAACUGGCCCAGAUGGCUUUGCUCCUAGCAGAGAUCGACAAGAUUGCAAAAACUACUAAAGGCAGCUACUAUCCUGUCAUCUUGUGUGGAGACCUGAACUCUGUACCUGAUUCUCCACUCUACAAGUUCAUCCGGAACGGUGAACUUUCCUACCAUGGGAUGCCAGCCUGGAAGGUGUCGGGUCAGGAAGACUUUUCCCAACAGUUGUAUUCACGGAAACUGCUGGCUCCGCUGUGGCCGAGCUCACUGGGUGUAACAGACAACUGCCAAUAUGUCACUCUGUGCCAGCCAAAGAAACCUGGCAGACACAGGUACAGCCGGGACUUCCUGCUCCAGUUUCAAUUUUGUGAUGUUGCCUGUGAACGACCACCACAGCUGGUCCUGUUGGAAGGUGUGACAGAUGCUAAACCAGACCGCCCUGCACACUGGCCCAAGCCUGCUGCCAUGGUGAAAGACCCUGAUCCCCAGCCAUUUGUCCCAAGGUCCUCAGGCGUUAUCCAGCAUGGCCUCAACCUGACCUCUGUCUACAGUCACUUCCUGCCACAGAGGGGACGCCCAGAGGUCACAACAAUGCCCAUGGGGCUUGGAGCCACUGUAGACUAUAUCUUCUACUCAGCAGAGCCUGUGGAGAAUGGGAACAGGGGGGGUCGCAGGCUGUACAAGGACGGAGCCCUAAAGCUGCUUGGCCGCCUUUCUCUUCUCUCUGAAGAUGUCCUGUUGCUGGCAAAUGGCUUACCAAAUCCUUUUUGUUCAUCUGAUCAUCUCUGCCUGCUGGCUAGCUUUGGCUUGGAGAUCUCCAGCCUUAGAGAGGCCUGACUGAUGGCAGUUCAAGAGGCAAAGAUGAGUUUCAGCCUUUGCUACGCAGCCACAUACGUACUUAUUACUCUCUGGCAGCUGCCUCUGUGUGUACAGACAUACUCACCUGUUCAGAUGAUUGAAGGAGAAUGAGGGUUCUUCCAUGUCCAUAGUGUUUCAAGUACAGGGCAUCUAUACAUCAUCUGUCUGAUAUCAUCACUCAAGGCUGUGCCUUUCACUUCUCAGCUGACUGACAGUGGGGAUGUUUAAAAUGGAAAGAAAGACAGUACAGACAUCUUGUUUUCUCUGCACAAGCUGAAAGCAGUACAGAGGGAAUUUUAUUGUCUUAAGUGUCAAAGGGAGCCAGAAGAAGUAUCAACAUGAGGGCUAUGGGAGGUGCGGUAAGAACUAAAUCUAAAUACAAGUUCUGUGUUGGCUACGUAAGAACACAGAACCACACUGAUUAAUUACAAAAAGACACACAUAAUAUUGUUCGUAAAGAAAGACACCUUCCAUUUCUUAGUUCAGAGCUGUACCAGUGAUAAAGAUGCAAACAGUUUUGGAGCACCCUAAUAGUGCUAGAGUAGAAUACUGAUGUGCAUGGAAAGGGACCACUCUGGUCCUGCUAGCACCAUCUCAACCCUGACAUGGAGGAAAACUCUGCUUUGCAGAGAUUAUGGGGGAUUUAGUAGCCUUCUUGGCCUAAGUUGAGUUGCUCUUGAGCAGAUGGGGCCAGGGCACCACUGAAGGGGAGUGGUUGUGAUACAUGUAAACACCUGCUCAGAAAACAGACAAAAAUAUUAAAUUCCCUAAGGAGUUCAGCUUGGCUCUAGAGGGACUGUCUCCACCUUGCUCUGGCAGAACAAACACCAAGCCAGAAUAGCACUUGCUUUCUUGGGUUAAGUUAUAAAUCCAUAAUGCAGGUCAAUGUUGACAGGACAACAGUGCAAGACCACUGGAAUAUGUGGUGUUAUUUCAGACAGACGUGCACACACUGUACACAUGGGACAGGGCACCUCCUGCUUAUAUCUAGGGCUUGAUCAUCAGGACUACUUGAAAUACUUCACUCAGAAGGAGCAAGUGACUAAAGCAACCACCUGAAAUGAUUAGCCAGAGCCACUAGAGCAAGGUCAAGCCCAUCAACUCCAAACUCUUGCCCUUUAGCAACAGAGCAUUCUUCUGUACAUUAUGGUUUCUUGAACUCUGCAAUUUUAAGGACAAGUCAUGUCCAUACACCACCACAUGUGAACCUACCUUAAGAGGCAGGCAGCUGAUUAAGGCUUUUACCUGAAAUACUUUUAGAAAAAUUCUUCACAUUAAGCAGAUCUGAUAACAGCAAUACAGCUACUGCAUAAACAGAAAUUUAUGUUUCAGCCACAGUUCUGGAGUAAUUUAUUCUGGUAGAUCCAAGCAUACUGUGUACUGACCCAUACAGACAGUGGCACACAGGUAAAAGUCAACUGAAAAAAACCACUCCACUCCCAGCUAAAACACUUGCUAACAUAAUUUUAAUUCCUAAAGACUCAUUUAGCUUACUGUAUGAGAGUUUAAAAAAAGGCUAGUGUGUCACAGACUGAUGGACACCCAACUCCACUCCUUAGUAUAUGUGGUUUGUAUCAGAAUGACAAGGUAUUAGAAAGUUUUGCUCUCUAAUCCAUAUAAAAAUAAUUGCAGUUGGCCAGGGACUUACCUACAUAAAAGUAUAAAGAGGAACUUUUAUUUUGAGGUUUGCAUUACAUUUGAAAUAGUUUUGCUAGUAGUAGGUCACCAUCUGUUCCAAGUCUUUAAAAACUCACUUAGACUUCACAUAGAACAUUACUAGAGUAUGGAUGCAGUUCUACAGAGUUCACAAGGACUUAUACUGCAGAACAGACAUCAGGUGACACCUACUGAACAGUGAAAUUUACACCCCAGAGCUACAUGAGCGAUCAUAUUAACGUAUAACAUUAAAUAAUUAAUAGGACUCCUCAAGAUCCAUCUUUUUUUGUUCUGCAGGCACUAAGGAGUAUGAGUUACAGUCUAGUUCCUUAUUUUCAUUCCUUCUCUGUAGCUCUGAAGACCACAGAAGUGCAAAAGACUCAUCUCCAGCCUUUUCUUCCUUAUGGUUAAAGGAAGACAGGGCAGGUAGAUAAGGGAGGAAAGAACUGGAAGUGUGAAAGUUUGUCUUUCAUUGUUCCCUCAGGUUUCUUACGGCAUAAAACUGGAUUGCACUGAUCUCGCUGUGACAGGGGGCUGCUAUGCUGUCUUGUUAGCAAGGAAGCUAAACUUUGUGUUGAAGUGACUUAUCUUGUUACAAAGGCGGGGAACAACUGCAAGAAGGGGAGAACUGUUUGGUCACUUUCUUCCGGUUUCUUGCAGCAUCUGCUAAACUAGAGAUACAGAAACACUAAGGGGCAGAAAUUCUACCACCCAGAGAAACAUAACAGAAGGCUUGAAAUAGUAACCCUAGUAGAGGGCUCAUGUCUGCUCCUGUGUCCAUCUUGAGAAGUCAUCAAUAUUAGAUACAUAAGAAGUAAAUGCUUCCUAAUGUACAUAAUUGUGAAACUAAAUCUUGAAAGAGCAUAUUCCUGGCUGGCUACAGUUGAGGAUUAAGAGACCUUGAACUCAGCCUGUCAUUCAUUUCUUAAAACAUCCACUUCCUUUGGUUUUCUAAGCUAUUGGCCUCAGUCACAUCCUGCAGGAAAGUGCUUAAUUACCAGGUCAAACAAAGCAUUUUGUUUUAAGCCAUUCUGUGCUGGUGAUCUAACACUGCUGAACAUCUCUUUUGCCCUGCUCUCAAGAAAGCAUCAUUAGCUUGCAGCUGACCCCUCACUUGCCCCAUCUGUUUUGAAGUCUUCCUCCUCCCAACACACUUCCCGUCCUUUCCAUCAAGUCUGUCCAGUUAUUGAAUGUGCUCUGUAUGAAGCUACUAAUUAUUCUCAAGAGCUUUCCAGUUACUCUGAAUUAACUAAAAAAAAGUCAUGGUGAGAAUGCAUCCUAGUUUUAUCUAAGGGGCUUUUACAAUUUUUUUCUGGAUUUCAUCCACUUUAAUAAAACCUGACAUUCAGUCUCCCUUGCUGACUGCUGCUUGUAUUUAUUAUAUUCACAGUGGCAUCUGAAUUUUCAGUCUGCUGCAUAGCAAACAUUAUGCAAAGGCAGUUUGUGGCUUGCAAGUGACCUAUAAUAUUGACAGGUAACUGUGGUACCUUUACAGCUAACAUCAUCAAUAGCAUCCAGAAGCUAAAUAUGUUAAUUUACAGCCACACAAAAUUGACCAGAGGACAGAUUCAGAUGGGUGCUUGGAUUGCUACUGCUGCCUAUUUCAAAUUGUUACAUGUAGAUGGAGUGCAAAGGAAGGGACAGAUGUUGCACUGUUGAACUGAGUUGAACUGAACUCAGUUGAACUGAGAAAACUGGCAUCCUCUUCUGGAUUAACCUUAUCUUGGAUCAGUAGGAAGUUCAGUGACUUUGCCAUGGACUGUCCUCCUGGUCAUACAGCAUAGCAGAAAAGUACAGACUACAAAGAGAGCUCUGAAGGAUAGACUGCAGCAGUAUGGAUAUAGUGCUUUGCGGGUUACAUCACAGUUAAGGAUGUACAGUUAGGAACUUGUAAGGCCUGAGUUCACUCGCUUGUGGGUGGUGCUUCCAGGAUUAACACUCGACAAAAAACCUGAUUUGUUUGGGGGUAAGAAUCCAUUCUCUGCCAUCAAAAUAACACUGCUUAUGUGAGGGUGUGGCACAUCAGUACUGCAACAUAAAUUCUGGUAGAGCUAAGCCCCAUCAUGUUUCUAACAAAUUCACAAAAAAGAGUAAACCCAGUUCUAACAAAAAUAUGUAGUAUUUCAGAAAGUUUAGCUCUUUUGUCAGUGCUGUGAUAAAAUAAGACUCACUUUCUCUCAAGGAUACUCCCACUCCCAACCCUCAGUUUUUGCAUGGCCUAGAUCCAUGCAUCCAGAUGACUUUAAGGCCAUGCUGUUCUGACUUCUGGGAACUCCACUGUUACCAGGCUCUAGGUCUCAGAGAGGUCUGAGAACACUUCAGAUUUCUGACAAGCGUUACACUGCUUCAUCAGUAGCACAACACUCCCCUGAAAAGAAGUGUAGAAAGAAUCAAGGCUGUUAGUGGGCAGAAAGGCCCAGCCCAGCCCUUUGGGGAAGGCUAGCAUAAGUGGUGCUAUCAAAUGCCGCAGCUAUCCAAAGAGCCAGAAAACAAGCACAGCUCUAGGACUGGGGUGGGGAACUACUUUCAGGAGGCUCCAGACUGAGCUGUCAGGAAAGCAGCUGCAAUCUCCUUGAGCAGGGCUUCCCACCAACAAGUGUCUGUAACUCUAGCACUAACACCACAGUGAGGAAGGAGCAAGACCCUUGUGGAAAGGAAAAUUGCUUGUAAAACAUCAUUAAAUCCUUCUUUAACUAUUUACUCUUAAAACUUGUACCUCACUGACUGAAGUGCCUUCUGAAAGCUUUCACAGUAGCACUCACUAGAAGUUAAUAGAGAGAAGGCUGAUGAAGAGAUGACUCUAAAGUUUAAGCUUCCCACCAGCCCUGCCUGCCCCCACUGCCACUGUUGGGACAAUUGAGGUCUCUGCCUGUUUUCAUGUGGCAAUGGCAUAGGCAUAUCCUGACCCACUCAACCACAAAAGGACUUAGAGCAACAGCUCACCAGUAUUGCAGUGGGUAAAGAGGACCAUCAUCCCACUGUCUACCCCCUAAGAGACAAUGAAAUGCUUUGAAAUAGGCAGGACUAAACACACAAGAUGUGGUUUCUCCAGAUGAGUGGCCUUUGUAUGAUCAAUAAAUCAGGAGGCUGAGCAAAUUCAGCCCUGUCUCUCACAAAACCAAUGCUAAACAGAGUGUUCAUAAUGACAAAAUUGAGUUUUUGCACAAGACGUGGGUGCCAUCCCAUUCCAGCAUCACUUCUUACUCAGCCCUGCAGGCCUUGCAUGGGCUGAAGACUUCUGUGCAGACAGGGAAGAAGUACUGUCAACAAGAUGCUUCAUCUACUUGCUGCUAACAUAAAAAAAACUGAUAGCAGGUCUGCUGACCCCACGCACUUCAUAUUCUUCCUGCAGCAAACUCCCACCAAUGUACAGAUCUUUUUAAUUUUUUUUU
Messenger RNA from Athene cunicularia (burrowing owl), 7049 nucleotides. RefSeq names its product angel homolog 1 (gene ANGEL1). The coding region runs from base 1 to 1980 and encodes 659 amino acids. Gene Ontology annotation, molecular function: 3'-5'-RNA exonuclease activity. Lineage: Eukaryota; Metazoa; Chordata; Aves; Strigiformes; Strigidae. The record is from RefSeq and is a predicted model, not a curated record. The transcript has 10 exons.